AUGCUGGUGAACGAGCACCUGACGUCGCAGGACGCCGCGAACCGCUCGCUGAAGGAGGAGGUGGCGUUCCUCAAGCAGACGUUGGCCAAGCAGACCCACGAGCAGAGCGAGAUGUUCCACUACUUCCACGACAAGACGGACGAGCACAUGGCGCGCAUUGCCGAGCUCGAGAGGGCGCUGAUCAUUGGGCAGGAGAGGUCCCAGGAAGAAGCCGCGGCUCUGAAGGAGGAACUGCGGCAGGUGCACGCGUUCGCAGUCGCUAAGCGCGAGUUGGAGGCCCACACACACGCGCUCGAGACGCAGUUGGACGCCCAGCGAGCAGCGUUCCAGACGCAAAUGCAGGAUCUAGAGCGGAGCAAUCUAGUGGAGCAGGCACGCACCAAGCAGGAGCUGAUGGGGAGGAUGCAGGCUGCCAAGGCGGAGUUAAUGCUGCGGACGAACGACCAGGUAGUGUCGACGACACAGCGAACGUUGCUGGAGAACGAGCACUUCACGCAGGAGCUAGCGUUCCAGAGUCGCGAGACGGAGCGUCUCUUGGAGAAACUCGACGCGGCACAGAAGGAGGCGGCCACCUUACGAGCCAAGAACACGGUGCUAGAAGCCAACGAACAGUUGAUGGCCAAGAAGAACCGCUACUACCAAAAGAUCCUGGCCAAGCUGCAGCAUCCAAAGGCUGACGAAGGCGCUACAGCACUUCAACUUGAGCUUAGUAGCCCCAAACGCGUUGAGCUUGAAGCGCAGUUGCAGCGCGCGCUUGAGUGGCUCCGUGUGUUCCAGCGAGAGCGUCAGUUCAUUUUGGCGCAGCAAGACGAAGUCAUCCAAUUCCUCUACCGCUCACUGGACGAAGCAGCUGAAGCUCAACGACUCUGCAAGCUCAAUAAGCGCGUCGAAGAUUUGAUUCAGCAGGCUCCAAGCACGACGACUAUGGAGGCAUUCGGCCGACGAGUCUUAGCACAACGCCCAGCGUUGGACGAAUUGUCGUCAUCCGAUGCACACGAAGUGCUUCUCUUCCUGCUGGAAAAGCUUCGUCUGUAUCAAGUUCGGAUCUCCGCGAUCUACCCGAAUUCGUGCUCGGUAUCAAACGCCACGAGCCCCGUGAAACAGAUGCUUGAGCGGCAACUAGGCGUUGAGUUGCCUCCCAUCGCCACUAGCAGUAGCAACUCAAGCCCCAGUCCGUCCUCGAACAAGCAAAAGCGCCGUGUAUUUGCUCACGUAGUCGCGACUGUGGAUGCGGGCAGCAUGGAGUGGCUGGGGUCGCCGAAGGCCAAAGUCGCCCCUGCGCCCCAAGCUCCUCUAAGCCCGCAACUCCUAGCGAUGGCCACGAACCAGUUCAACUUUAUCGGUUCAAGCACGAAGCGUAGCAGUCCGACGAAAAGAAGGUACCAGCAACUUCACCACAGCUCGUUGGGGAGGAAUCCGGCCGCUUCUCCGCCUCGCAAAGCGCAAACGCAGAUUCAGCCGUUGAUCCCGUGGAGUAAGGACGAAGUUCUGGGCCCUUGGCAGGGAACAGCUUCCACGGCCUCCAUCCCCGAGUGGAAUCCGAUCAGUGAAGCGAACCAAUAG
Messenger RNA from Phytophthora sojae, 1563 nucleotides. RefSeq lists its product as hypothetical. The coding region runs from base 1 to 1563 and encodes 520 amino acids. The transcript is spliced from 4 exons. Lineage: Eukaryota; Oomycota; Peronosporomycetes; Peronosporales; Peronosporaceae. Gene Ontology annotation, cellular component: ciliary basal body; cilium. The record is from RefSeq and is a predicted model, not a curated record. Gene Ontology annotation, molecular function: microtubule binding.